Molecule: messenger RNA, 457 nt
Organism: Cuscuta campestris
Lineage: Eukaryota; Viridiplantae; Streptophyta; Magnoliopsida; Solanales; Convolvulaceae
Source: the annotation of a GenBank genome assembly
CCUCACUCUCACUCCCCUCCAAAAUCCUCUCUUAUAUAAACUCAUUUCUUAAUUACAAUCUCCUCAUUAAUUAGCAAAGGGUCAUUAAUGGCUUCCAAUAAAAGCUCCCAUCUCUUAGCUCUAAUCCUUGUGAUCAAUAUUCUCUUCUUCAAGUUGGUUAGUGCGUGCAAGUGCCCUAAAGAUGCCCUAAAGUUGGGUGUUUGUGCAAAUGUGCUUCAUGACUUGCUUCAUCUUGCGCUUGGUGUCCCUCCCAAGAGGCACUGCUGCCCUCUAAUUGAAGGGCUUGUGGACCUUGAGGCUGCUGCUUGCCUUUGCACUGCCAUUAAGGCUAAUGUUCUCGGGAUUAAUCUAAACGUCCCGGUUUCCCUCACCAUUCUCCUAAACUUCUGUGGCAAGAAGGUUCCAUCCGGCUUUCAAUGUUAUUAAUCGUGUCAAAGAAUCAACUCAGCCAAAAACU